UCACCAGGUCUCGGAUGGCGAUUCCUGGCUUUCACUUGGCGAUCACCAGGUAAAGCUGAGAAGGGAGAGACCUACAUGCUGUUCUGUGUCUCUCUGAGGAACAGAGAGAUACAAAACAGCAUGCCUCCCUAGUAAAACACAGCACACAGUAAAAUACACACACCACACAGUUUGAUCGCCAAAAGUUAACCCUUUCCUUCCCAGCGUCAUUAGUAUAGUGUCAGUGCUUUUUAUUAGCACUGAUCACUGUAUUAUUGUCACUGGGGAUGUCAGUGGCAGUUAGUCAGUUGCCACCCAGUGUCAGAAUGCCCCCCCGCAGUCCUGCCAUAA
Messenger RNA from Staurois parvus, 330 nucleotides. NCBI's taxonomy places the organism in Eukaryota, Metazoa, Chordata, Amphibia, Anura, Ranidae. The record is from the annotation of a GenBank genome assembly.